ACUUUUCACAAAUGUCAAAGUAUCAAUGAACCAUUCUGUUCACGUCAAUAAAUUCACGCUUUGUUUAUAAAAUUUAAUCUAAUAUGGAUUUGAUUGAUAACGAGAUUAGGCAAUGGGAUGCUGCUGAUGUGAAGGAGCAAUUCGGUGACAACAUUACGCUACUGCCUUUGAAUGACAAUAUAAAGGAGCUCCAGACUAUUCUACGAGACAAAAAUACAUCCCGGAGUGACUUCAAGUUCUAUGCUGACCGUUUAAUCCGCCUCGUGAUAGAGGAGAGCUUGAACAAGCUGCCGUUUACCGACUGCGAAGUGGUCACUCCCACUGGUGCGUUGUAUAAGGGACUCAAGUAUGGAGCGGGCAACUGCGGCGUAUCCAUUGUUAGGUCCGGAGAGGCUAUGGAGCAGGGCCUCCGAGACUGCUGCCGCUCCAUCCGCAUCGGUAAGAUCCUGGUGGAGAGCGACACGGACACGCACGAAGCUCACGUGGUGUACGCCAAGUUCCCUGAAGAUAUCGCCCGGAGACAGGUGCUGCUGAUGUACCCUAUAAUGUCCACUGGCAAUACCGUGAAGCAGGCAGUCAACGUCCUAACCCAACAUGGUGUAAAAGAAGAAAGAAUAAUCCUGUCCAACCUAUUCUGCACCCCAGCAGCUGCCCAGGCAGUAGUAGACUAUGUUCCUAAAAUGAAGAUGUUGACCUCCGAGCUGCACCCUGUGGCCCCCAACCACUUCGGACAGAAGUACUUCGGGACAGACUGAUACGAGGAUGAGUUUGAGUUUUAGGUCCGUAUUAUAAGGUUGUACUCAAGCAUUGGUAAAUGGGGUGUUCCAUGAAGAAGAAACUGCCUUAAUGCAUGGAUUAUCGUUGGUCAUGAACUUUGUAUAGUACAUUUUGUCUUAGACAAAAUCAAGAAAAUACUGUAACAGUGGCAAAUGGCAGUCAUGUUGUAUAAGAGACUAUUGCAAAUGGAAUCCCCCCAGUGUAGAAAUGCAGUAUACAUAUAAUUAUUAGACUAUUCUUGUCUUGUGCAGUCUAGAGGCAUAACAGGCAGGAACACGGUCCAUAUAAAAUGCAAUAACAGAUUUCGCAGUUAAUAAAAUUUAUCAAUGCUUGAAUCGAUCUAUAAUACGGAUCUUAGUUUGUACUUAACGUUUAGUUAGCUUAUUAUUAUUAUUUUAGCAUUUUUUGUGAAGUAUUUUGUGUUAAUAGCAUUAUUUAUUGAAUGAUUUUGGAUAUAAUUUUGAGCAAUAUUUCAUGAAAAUUAAUCUCAAUUUUUAAUGUAUUUUUGUGUAAUGACAAUAUUUUUAUGACGAUAAAUUAUGUUUUGAAUUCUCUAUAUGUAGCGAUUACAAGAUUGUAAUUUAUGCAAUAUUGAAUGUAUUCAAUAGAAUGAAAUUAUAUAAAGGACAGAGAAAAUAUUCUAGAGAUAAUUACAAUAAUUAAUGCAACAUGAAAGAAAACGCUUGAUAAUCAAACACGAUUAGAAUUUUAUACAUUCAUAUAACAAAUAAUAUAUAUUUUUGCAAAAUAUAUGUAUACAUUUAUUAUUCGAUGUCGUUCAAAUAGCUAUCAAAGAUUACAGCUUUAUAUUAACCCAAAUCUCUAGAUUUUUAGUAUUAAGUGAAAUUGAUCUAUUUAUUAGUUAAAUGCUAUACGUUUGUGAUAUUGCCAGAAGUUACUAGUUGAUAAUUAAAUGUAUUUAGUCAUUAUCACUGAAUUGUCUCUUUUGUAAAUAAAAAGUUGAGACCAA
Helicoverpa armigera (cotton bollworm) is the source of this 1747-nucleotide messenger RNA. RefSeq names its product uracil phosphoribosyltransferase homolog (gene kri). The transcript is spliced from 4 exons. Lineage: Eukaryota; Metazoa; Arthropoda; Insecta; Lepidoptera; Noctuidae. The record is from RefSeq and is a predicted model, not a curated record. Bases 84 to 755 code for a protein of 223 amino acids. Gene Ontology annotation, molecular function: ribosylnicotinamide kinase activity. Gene Ontology annotation, cellular component: cytoplasm.